Messenger RNA from Paramecium sonneborni, 3083 nucleotides. The record is from the annotation of a GenBank genome assembly. Lineage: Eukaryota; Ciliophora; Oligohymenophorea; Peniculida; Parameciidae.
AUGAAAGAAUCCUAAUUGCCAGACCCUGAAAAAAUAAAAUAUUCUUUUAAUUUAAUUUUAUUUACAAAGGAAGAAAAGUUGCGCAAUCAAGCAAGUGAAUUUUUAAGAUAACUUGAAUAGAAUGAACCUCAAUUUUUGCUGUCCUUAUUAAAUAUAUAUGAAAAUGAAAAUGUACUUCUUCAGAAAUAAUAAUUAGACUGAAGUAAUGAGACUUCAAUCAUUGUUAUUAUUGAAAAAUGCAAUUACUAGAAAUUGGAUAAAAGCAUCAAUUAUAAAUGGAAAAAGAGUGAAUAAUUUAUCUGAAUAAUUAAAAGCACAGGUUAAAGAAUCUUUAGUAAAAUAACUUUCAUAAAAUAUUGCAUUAAAAGAAAGGAAAAUUUUAAAUCAAAUCUUAUAAGUUAUUGCUAAAUAUGAUUUCCCGGGAAAAUUUUAGGAUUUGGAAAAUUAUUUCAUAACAACUUUAUCAUCGAUUAAUUAGAUUAUGAAUGUUAUUUCGAAUCCAAUAUAUGAUUUUAUAAUUACAUUAAAAACUAUUGAAAAAGAAGUCUCGAAAAAUAGAUUAAGUAAAUUUGUUAAAUAAAUAUUAGUGGCCUUUAAAACUUAAUAAAAAGAGUUUAGUCAAAAAGUUCUACAAUUAUUUACUCAUCUUUGGAAAAAUAUAACAUAAUUAUAAUUAUAAGAUUUAACAAAAAGUUCUUAAUUUACCUGUAAUGUUUUACUGUAAAAGACAUCCUAAAAAUUAGAUCGAAUAUUAAGCUAUUUGGCAAUGCCUUUUCAUCAAGAAGAAGACUUGUAAAAUAAAUUAUAUCUUUAGACAAAUUAUUUCAGAAAUAUUUAAAGCUUUAUUAUAGAAAGCGACAGAACUUUUAAAAUUAUAUUCUAAUUCUGAAAUCAUAAAAAUUCAUUUAAAAACAUUAUUAUCUAGUUUAACAAAUUUAUAAUAAUUAUAUCCUAUAAGUGUAGGCUAUUCCCUUUAAGACUUUUUGACUAUUUUAAGAAUUAUAUUAUUUUUAGAUGUACAUGAAAAUCGAUUAAUUAAUAUCGGAUUAGCAUCUUUAACAAGAAUCUUAAAAACACAUUUCUAUUAUUGCACAAAAGAAUAAUUUAAGGAAAUAAUUCCUUAACCAAAAUUGCAAGUGUAUAUUUAAUUAAGAGAAUUAUGCCAUGAAACAUUCAAGGAAUUUUUCAAUACACACAUUAUAUCUUUAUUAGAAAGAAUAAUAAUCAUUAAUUCAUCAAAAAGAAAUUAAAAUAUCAAAGAAAUCUUAGAAAUAGAAUAAGAUUUAAUGAAAAAAUCGAAUGAGGAUAAAGAUGAUGUUUUUGAAUCUACAUAUGUUUUAUGUGAAGAAUGUGAAGAAUAAUUAAUAAGUAGAUUUCCACAAUAAAUAAUGAGUUACUUAAUAGAAAAUACAUAGUAAUUGAUAUCAACUAAUUAUUCAGUUAUAAAACCUGAUUUAAUGGAUAGCUUUUUUUCUUUGUUUGGUAGGACAAUCAAAAUUUAAGAAAAAUUAAAGUUAUAAACAGUUUCUGUAAUUCCGAUUUUAAAUUAUUUAUUCUAAACAGAGAAUCCAGAAUAUUAUUAUAGAUACAUUGUGUUGGGUAAGGAGUUUAUUUCUAGAUUUUCUUAGUCUGAACUUGAAUAAUUUUUAGAACAAAUUAGAAUAAUUGUAUUAAAGUCUAAUGAUAUAGCAAUUUAAAUAGCAGGAUUGGAUUGUAUUAAUUAGGUUUUAAAUAACCAAGCAAAUAAAAUUGAUUGCUAAAAUUUUUUUAACUUACAAAAAAUCAUUUCUUUAAUUUACAAAAUAUUAUAAGAUGAUGAUAUAUCUCAUUAUAUUCAGGUUAUUAUCAACUUUCUCUACCUUUUGGUUUAUAAUUCUUUUGUAAAAAAAACAGAUUAAAUUUAAUUAACAAAUGAUUUGUUAAGUAAUUAAAGUUUAAUUAAUUUAUUCAACAUAAAAAUAAGUUUAAUAAUUGAAAAUUUUUGUGAGAUGUUUAAAAAAUUAUUGAUUAGUUUUUCUUUUGGUAAUGUGCCAGAUUAACUUUUUUAAUUAGCCAUAAUAUUUAUUUCUUAAAAUAUUCAAAGUAAUCAUCAUGAAAUAUUAGAUUUAUAUUUGAAAUUACUUUACGAAUUUAACAAAGUUAUUAAUGAUAAUGCUAUAGGUUUUUUAUUACAAAGCCUUUUUUUGAAAAAUGAAAAUUUACUAUUAUAAAAUUUAGAAAAUAACACAACAUAAUAUUUUAUUUUAUCAAUGAUAAACGAAUUAAUCAUAUUAGAUUUAUUACCAAUAUCAAAUAAUUUAUAUUAAAUGUUGGCUUAAUUAUUAAUAAAUGCUUAAACUUUAAAUGACAUUGAAUAGUAGGUAGAAAUGAAAAAUAAUUGCCUUAAUGUAAUUGAAACUAUAAUUUUAUAACAAAUAGGAAGUAUAGAUGCAACAUUUUAUGGAAAUCUAAUUGUAUUUUUAUUGAAAGAAUUCUAAAACUUUUAAUAAACGACUUUAAAAUCAUUUAAAUUUAUUGACUUAAAAACUAAAGUUAUCAACAUUUUAAAUAUAUUUAUAUUUAAAGAGGAAAAAUAUUUUAUGGAAUUAUUUAAAGAAAAUAAGGUAGAUAAAGAUUAAUACUUCAUUUAAAGGUAAGAAAAUUCUAUCAAUAUAAUUAAUAAAGGAUACAAAAAAUUAAAUACAAUAGUGACUUUAUUAUUUUUUAAAUUUAUUUCUUAGCCUAUUAUAAAAAAUUUUAUUGAGCCUGUAAUAAAAGAAUGUAUAGUUGAGAUUCAAUACGAAAUUGAUAUGUAGAAUGGAUAAUAUCGAGAAUAAUAAAUAAAAAAUCGUUUAUAAUAUCAUAACAUGGAGAAAGUAAGAUUAAGUAAGAAUAGAGAAAGUUUUGAGAGAGAAAAGUUAUUAGAGAGAAAAUUGGAUUAUGGAAAACUAAAUAUGUAAUAAAUAGUAGUAGGAACAAUAAAUGUAUAAAUAAUUUUCUAUAAUUAGUAAGUUAUGAUAUAAUUGAGCUUUUAAGAAAUGUCUCAGCUAAUUUAAGAUUAAAAUUUAUUAGACUAACUAAACUUAUUAUUAGAUGAAUGCUGA